This is a messenger RNA of Vanrija pseudolonga, 3995 nucleotides long. Its product is annotated as Protein sel-1 1. Gene Ontology annotation, biological process: ERAD pathway. The transcript is spliced from 8 exons. Gene Ontology annotation, molecular function: protein binding. The coding region runs from base 15 to 3995 and encodes 1326 amino acids. The record is from RefSeq and is a predicted model, not a curated record. Gene Ontology annotation, cellular component: endoplasmic reticulum membrane. Lineage: Eukaryota; Fungi; Basidiomycota; Tremellomycetes; Trichosporonales; Trichosporonaceae.
CUCGACAUGUCAACAUGAGACCACAGCGGAGAUCAAUAAAGAUCCUCACAUCGAUACUGCUGUUCGCCGCGCUCGUAGGCGUAGCAACAGCAGCCGACAAGGGCCAGCCACCACCGCCACCGACCAACGACGAGCUGCGGGAUCUCUUCCCCGCCGAGGAAGACGUCGAGCACCAAGGCGAGCAAGCAGGCCACCACGCCGACAACGCAGUAUACUAUGACGACUACCUCAUGGAUGAGGCCUGCGCGCCGCUCAAGGAGGUGCAUACCCUCCUCGAGGACAUGCAGCCGGACGAGCUGGCACAUCUCGAGAAGAAGCUCGGUGGCGUGUCGCCUGCGCCGCCGCCCGGCACGGGGCUGGGGUACGGCAGCCAGGGACCGGUCGCCGCGACGCUGCGCAUGUUGCCCAAGCUCGUGACGGCGCUGAACCCGCUCACUGUCGUUGCCAAGCUGCCGUUCAUCAGGUCGUCAGGCGAGCGGGGCAGCAGAUCUAGCAGGAGUGGCAAGCUAGCCCGUGAGCGCGGCGAGCGUGUCCUUGCCCUCCUUGACGAGGCCGAGGCGAACGGAUGCCCCGAGGCAAUCGCCCUCAGAGCAGAGGUGUACAUGUUCCCUCCGCGCGGCAUCGCCCAGGACUUGUCCAAGGCGUUCACGGCGUACUCUCGCUUCCUCGAGGUCUCGUCAGAUCCUCACGUGCAGUUCAUGGUUGGCUUCUUCUACGCCACUGGGCUCGGCGGCGCCGUGCUUGACCAGGCGCGUGCGACAUUACUCUACACCUUCUCGGCGCUGCAGGACUACCAGCCCGCGCAGAUGGCUUUGGGAUACCGCUACUGGUCGGGCAUUGGUGUCAAGGAGGACUGCACCACCGCUCUCGACUACUACGAGCGCGCGUCAAUCAAUGCCUAUAACGCGUUCACAAGCGGGCCAGCUGGCGGACUCACACUGCCUCUGAUUGCUUCUCGACUUGCUGAUAAACUCGGCGGCAUCUUUGGUCCCCACGCCUCGUGGUCGUCGACCGGCGUCAACCAGCAUCGCCAUGUCAUCAAGGCCAGCAUGGACGCCGCGCGCGGGCAGACAGAGGCCGAGGUGCUCAAAUUCUACCAAUUCCAUUCAGAUCGCAACCAGAUCCUCUCGACAGUCCGCCUCGGAACGUACUACUACCACGGAACAAUCUACCCACACACUGGGGCUGAGGAAGUGGGAGAGAUCGGCCGCGACUUUGAGGCCGCCCGCCGACACUUUUAUGUCGUCGCCAAGCGCAUGUGGCCCGCCGAGUUUGACAAGGACGGCAAGGCUGCGCCCCCGCUAGUCAUGACGGACCAAGAAAGGGACAAGAUCCACGACCCCGUCAUGAUCGCCGCGUCGUACCUCGGCCGCAUGGCACUUCGAGGCGAGGGCAUGCCCAAGGACUAUGUGCUGGCGAGACUGUGGUACAACCGUGCCGCCCAGCUUGUGAGUUUUGUGUGCACCAACUCUGCUGACAGCGUCCAGGGCGACCGUGAAGCCUACAACGCUCUUGGCGUGAUCCACCGUGAUGGCCUUGGAGUUAAGGCCAAUGCCGACACGGCUCUUGCCUACUUCAAGACGGCCGCCGAUCCUCCUGGCAGCUUGGCCGAUGCGCAGAUCAACCUGGCAAAGAUGUACAUCAAGAACAAGUUGAACCAACAAGCCCACACCCUCCUGCAGUCUGCCAUUGCGCAUGGCUCGCCGUUUGAAGCAUUCCACCUCCUGGCCACGCUUCACCUCGAGGAGGCAAGGGAAGAGGGCGACAAGUCUGGCAGCUGCGGCGUGGGCUUGAGCUACUUUAAGCGCGUCUCUGAAACGGGCAGCUGGGACCACGACUACAUUGGAGAAGCCGAUCGUGCAUGGGGCCGCGGUGAGCAAGAUAAGGCGCUUCUGGGAUGGUGGAUCGCCGCCGAGACUGGGUCCGAGCUUGCCCAAAACAAUGUGGCGUUUGUCAUCGACGGCCAGACCGAAGCCUUUGGCGCGCCACUGCCCGCAGAAGCCGCAAUUACCCUCUGGGUGCGCAGCGCGGCCCAAGGCAACGCCGACGCCAUGAUCAAGGCGGGUGACUACUACUACAGCGGAUUGGUUUCAAACGUCACCGAAGAACCCGAGCCGGAUUAUCAGCGCGCAUUGGUCUACUACCAGGCGGCGUCGGACAAGUACUCGGCCAUGGCGUACUGGAACCUGGGGUACAUGUACGAGAACGGGCUGGGUGUCACGCGCGACUGGCACCUGGCCAAGCGCAACUACGACAUGGCUCUGGAGACCAACACGUCGGCGUACCUGCCGUGGUUCUUGAGUCUGAUCAAGCUGUACCUGACAAGCUGGUGGGUGGACUUUAAGACGCGCGGUGCAGUCCCGGGGCUGCCGCUGUUUGAGGAGGCCGACGACACGCCGACUCUGUGGGAGGGGAUCAAGGGGCUGUUUGUUGCCCCGCCGCUGGACCAGGAUGUCGCAGACAAUCUUGACGACGAUGGCGAGUACGACGUGUCUGCGUCUGGGUGGGGUGCUGGUGAGCAGGACCUCGAUGACCUGGGCGACAUUGUCGAGAGCUUGGUGAUUAUCGGCCUUGUGGGCGUGAUCAUGCUGCUGUUUUGGCUGCGUGGUCGACGACCAACAAGCAUGAUCGGGGCGUCGUCGUUGCAGCCCGCAUCGCCGCCGCCGCCCAGCGAAGGCUGGAGCGCGUCUCCGCACUCGUCUCACGCGAGCACGGCGCCGCAGUCGCCCACGCCGAGCAGACUGAAACGCUUAUCGCUGGUGGCGAGGCCGCGUUCCGGCACGGGGAGCACGAGCGCAAGCGACGAGCUGCGCGUGCCGCCGAGUCCGAGCCCACUAGGUGCCAGCGGGGCCACGGGCGCCGCAGCAGACGACGACGACACGCCGACAGCGACGCCUGGCCCCGGCACAACCGCCGACGAACCCCUAUCGCCGACCCCGUCCCGCCGCCCACGGCCCGCACACGCCGCGCGCUCGAGCAUAUCGUACACGCCCGGCAGCAGCGGCGUGCGCGAGAAGCGCGGGAGCGUGCCGAGUCUCGCGGCGCUCGCGGAGCGCGAGGACGGCGGCAGCAAGCCGGACGCGGGGCUGACGCUGACUGAGCGCCACGCCGACCUCCUGCGCAUGAUCGCGAUGCGCGAGCGGCGCGUCAACGAGCUGCGCCAGGAACUGGCCGCACAAGAGCGCGCGCUCGACGCCCUGCGCGCCAAGUGGACGUCGGUCGCGAACCGCGGCCUCGUGGCUGAGGCUGCGCCGGCCGGCCUGGCGGGCGCGCACAUCCGCAACGUGACGAAGAGGCGCAGCCCUGCGGCCGUGGCCGCCGCCUUGCCCGACACGACGGGCGAGCGGGCCGAGGCCGAGCCCCGCGCUGCCGACGAGCCGUCGCUAUCCGCGCUCUUCUCGGCCUCGGCGGUCGAGGAGACGAUCCAGGAGGGCCGACGGUUCUGGGGCAAGCUCGUGCGCACCGUCGGCGCCGCGGCGGCGGGCACGGUGCCGGAGGAGGGCGUGAGCGGCUUGACGGCGAUGCUGCCCAGCUUCAGCCUGCAGAGCGCGGCUGCAGGGAGCAGCGCGCCGGCGCCGGCGAACGAGGGCCGCCUCGGCGCCGGCUCCGGGCUGGAUAAGCGCCGGCUGUCGGCGCACUCGGCGUCGUCGUCGUCGCGCUCGCGGUCUCCACGCAGCUCGGGCGAGACGCCCCGCCCCUCCGGAGAGGGGAGGGACGCAGAGCGCCAGAGUAAGGCGGCCGCCGCGGUCGCGGGGUACGCGCCGCGCGUGCCCCGGCCCUCGUUGAGCCCUGCCGUCAAGACUGGCAGCGCUAAGCGGCUGCUUACGGGCGAGGGGGAGGCGGAUGCCGAGGGUAAGGCGGACGGCGGGGGAGCUGGCGAGGGUGAGGCGCGCGCCGACGGCGACGAGCCGCCAGCACAGCAGCCCAAACCGCCGUCGCCUGCCCUGCGCCCGCCCGUCACCGCCAUGCUCGAGACGGUCGGCGUGGGCUGGUAG